Messenger RNA from Eimeria maxima, 2220 nucleotides. RefSeq lists its product as hypothetical. The record is from RefSeq and is a predicted model, not a curated record. Gene Ontology annotation, molecular function: peptidase activity. The transcript is spliced from 6 exons. The coding region runs from base 1 to 2220 and encodes 739 amino acids. NCBI's taxonomy places the organism in Eukaryota, Apicomplexa, Conoidasida, Eucoccidiorida, Eimeriidae.
AUGCGGGUGUUACCCCCGAAGGUGGUGCCUCAGUGGGUUCCCCCCAGGGUACCUCCUCGGGGAUCGCCUGGGAUCGAGUUGCUGAUUGCUUCUGUAGCACCAGGGUUGGCACUUCUUUGUCUGUUACAGUGUGUAGCAGGUCGUAAUAAGUUACCAUGGGGUGUAGCCUUAGAGUUAUUAGGGUUUGGUGCUGUGGUGAGUGUGUUACUAGCGGUGGGGUUGGAGGUGCUAUGUGCUGUUGUCUUUGGUGCACAACUAAGAGAUUGUGCCCCUCCCCGCAGCAGCAGGGCCCCCUUUGCUGCAGCAGGAACAGCAGGAUAUAAUUAUAUGCAGCAGCAGCAGCAACUCCUGCAGCAAGAACUGCUGCAACAGCAACACCAUGACAACUUCUUAACUCCUGCUGCAGAGGCGAAAGGAUACCUGCAGCAAAUGAAGCAACAGCAGCAGCAGCAGCAACAACAACAACAGCAGCAACAGCAGCAGCAUGAGCAACAGCAGAACGGACAAGUGCCUGGGAUCCCUGACACCGCAGUUUCUCCCUCUGCAGCAACAACAGCAGCAGCAAACGAACCACCACCACCGCCAGCAGCAACAGCAGCAGCACAAGCAGCAGCAGCAGGAGAUGGUGGAGGUGCAUCAUUCUCUGUUAACAGCUUAUCUAGUUUGUUCUUACGGGGUGUUCUUGGAGAAAAUACAAAAGAUUGCAGCAUACAGAGCCGUGGGGUGUAUAGGCACCUCUUUUCUUUUAUUGCUGUUAAUGAGGUGUCUGCCCAGGUCCCUCAAGAAGAUAAUGAAGUCAUUAACAUCGAUCCUUAUGUCUGUAUUAUCUUUACCUUCUUAUAUAUGAUACUAUGCAUUGGUUUUGCUGAGGAAUUGUCAAAGGCAACCGGAGUGCUGCUGCUGCGUCCAUCGAGACUGCCGCGACUUGAUGAUUGGGUUCUGAGGGGCCCCCCAUUGGGGGCCCCCCAAGGUGGAGCGGCCCCCAGGGGGAGGCCCCAAGGAGGAGGGUCCCCAAUGGGGGGCCCUCAAGGUACUCCAUGGGGCCCUCCUGCUGCCCUUUCAGCACAGGCAGAGAAAGAAGAAAAUGCUUUUUAUCAUUAUGUUCCUCAUUCCCUUUCAAUUGUUGUUGGAGGCUGCUGUGCUGCACUGGGAUUCGCAACAGUAGAGAAUUUAAGUUACGUCUUCGCUGCAAGAUCAGACAUGGAGGUGGCGCUUGCUACAGCUUGGGUUAGGGCGUUUACGGCCAUUCCGUUGCAUGCAGCAAACACAGGCAUUGCCGCGUGUUUAUUGGCAGGUGCAGCAGCGAGUGCUGCUGCAGCAGUGGGUACCCGUAAUUGGACGGAGUCAACAGCAGCAGCAGCAGCAACAGCAGGAGGAGGAGGAGCUCGUGAAGACGGUACUGAUCGCGCAGGCUACGACAUAUUGACUGUAGGGGAGGUGCAUGCACUGCAACUAUCCAGUGACAGCAACAACAGCAGCAACAACAACAGCAGCAUCACUCUACCCCCCUCGCAUUCUGGUUUUGAUGACCCCAAACCUUUCUCUUUCCGGCUGCUGCUGCAGAGUGCGCUGCUGCCAGGGCUGCUGCACGGCUGCUACGAUGCAGCGCUGACACUUGCGUCUGCUGCAUACACAGCGGGGCAGGUACACCCAACCAACAGCAGCAGCAGCAGCAGUUUGUACGGCAGCGACGUUCAUAACAACUACAAUAUCUUCGUUGCCUCUGCAUGGCUAAUGGUUGCACUUGCUGCUUGGUGGACGUCUGUCAUUAUCUUCUGCAACAGAUGGAGCGGCACAAAGCAGCUGCUCCCUUUUUAUGUUUACUUUGCUGGUCCUCCUUUUGCCCCAUUGCCUGCUGAUCCUGCAGCAACAGCAGCAGCAGCUGCUGCUGCUGCAGGGGGUGCACUGCCCAUGAGAUCCGGGGCUACUGUCUUCCCCGCUGCAGUGACACCGACGCAAACCUUUACAGAACAGUUCCAACAGCAGCUGCUGCAGCAGCAACUUCUCCAGCAGCAGUUCGCCCCCAUUCCGCCUGACACAGCGACGUGGCAGCAGCAGCUUCCGCAUCACCAGCAGCAUCAGCAGCAGCAACAACAGCAGCUGCAGCAGCAGCAGCUCCGCUACUCACCCAUGUACCGCCAUUACGCGCCCAUGCAGACCCCGCUCUUGCCGCCACAACAGCAGCAGCAACAGCGCAAUAAUGGCAGCAGCUCCACCUAG